AUGACUGUUCAUCCUCAUCGUCUGGUGUUAAUGUUUCACAUCAUUCUCUUACUUUGGCAAAUCGAAGCAUCACAAAUUUUAUGUCCAAAUAGCUGUGGCAAUGUCAAACUAUCAUACCCUUUGGGAAUCGGUGAAGGCUGCUACCUCAACAAGUGGUUUGAAGUAACUUGCGACAACUCUUCUGGCUCUCCAAGGGCUUUCCUAAACAGCGUCCAUCUAGAAUUAACCGGAAUUCUUCGUUCUUCUUCCUCUAUAAUCAUCAACUUCCCCCGCAAUUCAAGCAUCAACCUGUCCAGAAGCCAGUUUUCUUUUCCGAAUACAGACAAUAUAUUCACUGCCAUUGGUUGCGAAAACUACCUCAAUCUCAAUCAGAAAGAUUCAACCCUGAGUCACUGUCACUCUUUUUGUACUUGUGAUCAUACGAAAUAUGUUGAUUGCUGUGAUUUCCUAUGCACCCUUCCUCGAAACCGUAAGGUUGAAAACGUAAACAUAUCAGAAAUUUAUUCUGAAAGUUUUCCCAGGGAAUGCAGUUCUGCCUUCAUAGUUCAUAAAGCUUGGCUUGAGUCAAACUACCUAAAAAACCCUAAUGUUUUGAAACAUAAAGAAGUCAUUCCGGCAAUUCUGGAAUGGGGAAAAUAUGGAGGUGGCUUGCUUUGUGUUUCGAAGAACGAUAGCGAUUGCUCCGAAUGUCCUUAUGGUUAUGAACCUUAUCAAAGUGAAGAUGAAGAAACAUGGUGCUCUCGUUCACGAAGUUCUGAUGAUAUAUUUAUUAAAAAAACUCCAGUCAAAUAUUUAAUCAGUAUAGGUUUCAGUGCUGGGCUUGGAAUGGUGUUACUUAUCAUUGUAACAUGGUGGUUGUACAAGUUCAUACAAAAACGGAAAGCAAUCAAAAUGAAGCAGAAGUUAUUUACAAGAAAUGGUGGGAACAUUGAGAAAACAAAAUUGUUUACCUCGAAGGAACUGGAAAAAGCCACGGACAAUUAUCAUGCCAAUCGAGUUCCUGGUGAAGGUGAUCAAGGCACUGUGUAUAAAGGGAUGUUGUCAGAAGGAAGAAUUGUACCUAUUAAGAAGUCCAAGAUAGUGGAUGAAAGUAAAAUUGAAGAAUUCAUUAAUGAGGUUAUAUUAAUAUCACAAAUUAGUCACAGAAAUGUAGUUCAACAAGUAGGGUGUUGCUUGGAAACAGAAGUGCCUCUUUUAGUCUGUGAGUUCGUUUCUAAUGGAAAUCUCUUUCAAUAUUUACAUAACCAAAAUGAGGAGUUUCCAUUCACAUGGGAACUACGAUUACUAAUUGCCUUUGAAGUUUCGAGUGUGCUAACCUAUUUGCAUUCAGCUGCUUCCGUACCUAUAUAUCAUCGAGAUAUUAAGUCCACAAACAUACUUUUGGAUGAAAAAUUUCGAGUAAAAUUGUCGGAUUUUAGAAUUUCAAGAUCUAUUGCAAUUGAUCAAACUCAUUUGACCACUCAAGUAAAAGGGACCUUUGGGUACCUUGAUCCUGAGUAUUUCCGAUCGAGUUAAUUUACUGAGAAAAGUGUUGUUUAUAGUUUUGGAGUAAUUCUUGUAGAACUUUUAACUGGACAAAAGUCAAUUCAUUCAACUGAUAUUGAGGAAGAUAGAAGUCUUGCCACAUAUUUUCUACGUGCCAUGAAAGAGAAUUGUCUAUUUGAAAUCCUUGAUGCUCGAGUUAUGAAAGAAGGAAAAAAGAAGAUCGCAACAAUUGCCAGUCUCGCAAGAAAAUAUCUGGACUUAAAUGGGAAAAAUAGGCCUUCAAUGAGAGAGGUAGUAAUCGAAUUGGUUGAGAUCAUGAGAGCUUCGAGAUGCGGUUCAAGUAUGCACCAUAUCAAUAUUGAAGAGACUAAUUUUGUUCACGGUGAAUUAACUACUUCCUUUGAGAAUAGUUUAUGCUCUGCUAGAUAG
Pistacia vera is the source of this 1914-nucleotide messenger RNA. RefSeq names its product wall-associated receptor kinase-like 8. The record is from RefSeq and is a predicted model, not a curated record. Lineage: Eukaryota; Viridiplantae; Streptophyta; Magnoliopsida; Sapindales; Anacardiaceae. Gene Ontology annotation, molecular function: ATP binding; polysaccharide binding; protein serine/threonine kinase activity. Gene Ontology annotation, biological process: cell surface receptor signaling pathway; protein phosphorylation. Gene Ontology annotation, cellular component: plasma membrane.